CUGAGCGGCUAGGAGACACCGUGAGUAGCAAGCGGUACAAAGUGGAUAGGGAAAAAAAAUAAAAAUAAUAAUAAUUUCUUGGGACUUCCCGCGGGCCUGAUUUUGGACGCUGGCGGGCCGGAUACGCAGGCCCUAGUUUGGGGACCCCUGCUCUAAAUACAAAUGCCUUACUUAAGGUUGGCGCCAUGCAGGUUGGCGUGCUCCUCACUCAGGGAUGGUUGCAGCCUGUACGGCCAUGCAGGCUCUCACAUCCACCCUAAAAAUUGGAAGUGACAAGCCACUUAAGUAAAGGUGUCCGCAUCCCCCCAUAAGUACCCCUCCUCCUCCUCCACCCACCACCCAUCAGGCGCCAUGUAACUCCACUUAGAGCUGUCACUUUGAUUACUUGGCAGCUGGAUUUGGGUUACCUUGCAAGAGAAAGAAGAAAAAAAGAAAAGAAAGUCCAAUAAAAAUUUCACAUCUGCCAGUGUUGCAUCCCGCUGCCUGUCGUCAUGGCGACCGAAAAACCCCAGGUGGAUGUCUCCAUCAGUGCCCUGUGAGCCUCUAAUGUUUUGUCUUUGCUGGUUUAACUCCUCUUCUUCCUAUUGAGAAAAGAAAUAACUUUAUCAGGCCUGCAGUUCUCAAAGUGUGCCACUAGAGCGGCGCUAGUUAACCAGCUCAAUAGUAGGAAGCACAAAAUUAAUUGUUUAUUUUCUCUGAUGUUCAACAGGCAUGAAGCUUGCAGGAACAGUGCAGCAGUCAAGGGAGACCUUUUCCAGUCAGGACAAAGAGAGAGGAAAGUCCGACCAGGAGGCUGCGGACGGCGUCUUGCUGAGUCCGAUCUCCCCCAUGCAGUUCCCGCACUUUUGGAAGAGCAAGCAGCUGGCCACCCCCGGAUCCCGCGAGCAGGACAUGGGCUCGCCGCGUGUCUCCAAGAGACACCGCAAGCUGCUGAAAACAAGCCCUCCCGUCCAACACGACAACGGCCGCAACGCCUCGUCCUCGUCUCCCUCCGCCUGGUCCUCCUCGGGCCGGUCCUCCCUCCAGCGCUGGAGGAACCUCUCCCUGGUGCUGGAGCGGCGGCGCCAGCUGAUGAAGAAGAUGUGCGCCAAGUACAAGAGCAGCAUUUCCAGGACCAUCACGAGGCACCACGUGAAGAACAUCUACGUGGAGGACAAGUACAAGCUGCUGUACUGCCAGGUGCCCAAGGCGGGCUGCUCCAACUGGAAGCGGACCCUGAUGGUGCUGGCGGGCCAGGCCUCCGACGCCCGCAGCAUCAACCACGACGCCGUUCACUACGGCAACCACCUGAAGACGCUGGACAGCUUCGACAGGCAGGGGAUCACGCGGCGCCUGGGGACGUACACCAAGGUCCUGUUCGUGCGAGAGCCCUUGGAGAGGAUGGUGUCGGCCUACAGGGAUAAAUUCGAGAACCCCAACAACUACUACCACUCGCUCUUCGGUAAACCCAUCAUCUCCAAGUACAGGGUCAACGCAUCCAGGGCGGCUUUGGAUUCGGGGAACGGCGUCACCUUCCAGGAGUUCGUCCACUACCUGCUGGACGUCCACCGGCCCGUGGGCAUGGACAUCCACUGGGAGGCGGCCAACCAGCUGUGCAACCCGUGUCUCAUAGACUACGACUUCAUCGGCAAGUUCGAGAACAUGGACGACGAGUCCAACCUCCUCCUGCGCUUGGCGGGGGCGCCCGGGAACCUGACGUUGCCCAGUUUCAAGGACCGCAACCCGGCCGACAAGAGGACCUCCUCGCAGAUAACGCAGAAGUACUUUGCGCAGGUCGGCGCCUUGGAGAGACAACGGGUUUACGACUUCUACUACAUGGACUAUCUCAUGUUUAACUACUCCAAACCUUUUCAGGAUUUAUACUGAUCGACUCCCGUCAACACCGCCGGGUCAUCUAGUUAAAGCUUUUAUUUUGAAGUUCAAAAAAAAAAAAACACUUUCUACCAGAUUACAAGAUGCAAACACAUAAAUAAUGCUGCAUUAGGUUGAUGUGAUGUUUCAAAAAUACUAUUGACUGUCUUUAAAUUGUCUACUCUACAUUAUCUAUUAUCUACUAGCACACGGUGAGGUAGAAUUUUCCAAUGAUAAAUGUUAUGCUUCUUGAAAAAAAAAUAGUUUGAUAGCGUUCAACAGGCUUUAAAUGAUGUCUUGCUGUAAGUCAAAUAGGAAAUGCAAAGGCUUGGUAAGGGUUAGCUUGGUGCAUUGAGUACGAGGGCCAUACAGGAAAUAACCACAAACUGACUAAGUUGGACUUUUAGCAGCACAUUUAACACAAAUUAUACAGUACAGGCCACAAGUUUGGACACACCUUCUCAUUUCAAUGCGUUUCCUUUAUUUUCAUGACUAUUUACAUUGUAGAUUGUCACUGAAGGCAUCAAAACUCUGACACCUGUGAAGUGAAAACCCUUUCAGGUGACUACCUCUUAAAGCUCAUUAAGAGAAUGCCAAGAGUGUGCAAAAAAGUAAUCGGAGCAAAGGGUGGUUAUUUUGAAGAAACUAGAAUAUAAAACAUGUUUUCAGUUAUUUCACCUUUUUUUUGUGUGUUAAGUACAUAACUCC
Molecule: messenger RNA, 2559 nt
Organism: Entelurus aequoreus (snake pipefish)
Lineage: Eukaryota; Metazoa; Chordata; Actinopteri; Syngnathiformes; Syngnathidae
Product: carbohydrate sulfotransferase 8-like
Exons: 2
Coding region: 712-1866 (384 amino acids)
Biological process (GO): proteoglycan biosynthetic process; carbohydrate biosynthetic process
Cellular component (GO): membrane
Molecular function (GO): sulfotransferase activity
Source: RefSeq, a predicted model, not a curated record